This is a messenger RNA of Adineta steineri, 1353 nucleotides long. The record is from the annotation of a GenBank genome assembly. NCBI's taxonomy places the organism in Eukaryota, Metazoa, Rotifera, Eurotatoria, Adinetida, Adinetidae.
AUGCUCUUCAUUUAUUUUGGAUUAGUGUUGAAUUCAAUUGGAAUUAUUUCUUCUCAAGCUGUUAGUCCUUACAAUGGUCGAGUAAUUAAUUUUGAAAGUAACGGAGGUAUUGCGGACAAUAGUUUAUUAAGUACAUGUUGGGCUAAUUCAUAUCUUCUUAAUCAAACAUUUGCAUCAAUGCAAAAUGGAGAUACAUUACUUAUACCAUCUAAUAAAACAUUUUGGUUAAUGGGUGGUAUUUAUGCAAGUGGUCUUUUUAAUGUAACUAUUCAAAUUGAUGGAAUUCUUAAAUUUUCUAAUAAUCAAAUUGUAUGGCCACGUGAUCCUCAAACAGGACAAGUUCAUGAAUGUUUCUUCUUUGAACAAUUAAAUUAUGUUACAUUUACUAGUUCAUUACCUGAAGGAAAAAAAGGUAUUAUUGAUGGAUCCGGUGCAGGUUGGUGGGGUAUAACUCAAUAUUUAAUAAUUGGUGAAAAUCGACCACGUUUAAUUUCAAUCUACAAUUCUACAAAUCUUUUAGUUGAAAAUAUUCUAUUAAAAAAUUCUCCUUAUUGGACAUUCUUAGCAAAUGAUACUGCUUAUUUAGAAAUUCGUUAUACAGAUGUUGAUGCACGUAUAAAUCCAUAUGCACAAUAUCAUGAUCUUGUUGAAAUACAAGCUUUUAAUACUGAUGGUUUUGAUGUUGCUGGUACAAAUAUAUGGAUUCAUGACUGUAAUAUUUGGAAUGAUGAUGAUUGUAUUGCAGUUAAACAACAAACUUCAACUAGUAUUCAUUCUUCUUGUAGUGAAAAUAUGCUUUUCGAACGUAUUAAUGCGUCUGGCCUUGGUUUAACUAUUGGUUCUAUUACUCCAUCAGCAAAUCAUAGUUGUAUUCGUAAUAUUACAUUUCGUGAUUCUACAAUGUAUAAUACUUAUAGAGGUAUAUAUUUAAAAUCAAAUCCAGGACAACCUGGAGAUACUGGUGAAAUUACAAAUAUUACUUAUGAAAAUAUUCUUAUUAACAAUGCUACACUAUGGUCCAUAUGGAUUGGACCACAACAAGCUAUCUAUCAGAAUGUUUGUUCACUUCUAUGGCCUUUUGUACCUGGAGCACAGUGUCCUGUUCCAGUUGGUAUUACUUGGAACAAUAUUGUUUUACGAAAUAUUACUGUUAAUAGUCCACAAAUAAGUCCUGGUGUUAUACUGGGUAAUUCAUCAAAUCCAAUGUUAAAUAUAUUAUUUGAUAAUGUACUUGUAACAAAUCCUGGUAGUGUUCCGUGGGGUAAUCGUUAUUAUGAUUGCGAAGAUGUACAAGGUGUUGCACAAGGAAAUACGAAACCAGUACCACCAUGUUUUGAAAAUAAAACAUCUUAA